AUGCCACCCAAAGGAUCGGGAGCAGCCGCCGUAGCAGCAGCUUCAGUUAACUGGAAGGUCGAUGUCCAAGGCAUUCCCAUCAAGUUCACCUCCUUCAGUGUCAGUACCCUUGCCCCGCCGAUGUCCCGACCGGCACACACCCCACCUCCGCCUCUUCAGCUCUCAGCGCUCUCACCUCAUAGUUCGGCUGUCCUGCUGACCUGCGUAUCUUCUCCUCACCGAAUCAGCCCAUCGGACUGCUCAAGUGAGUUUACCCUGCCAUGCCUAGCUCGUGCUCGAGCCGCCUCAAGGCGUUGACAGGAACUAACCCUUCUCGGCUGGCUCCCCACAGCGGCAAGAACGUCGCCGCCAACUUUGUCAAGACCGAGUCACAGUCAUCCCUCACGCAACGCACGACCGAUGAAGACUACGUCCGCGAGAGGGAGAAGAAGCGCCGGCGGUUGAUGGCCAUCGACCAUCCGGUCCGUGCUCCGAAGCACCGCGAGCAUGCUCAAAGCGACACUGACGGCGAAAGUGGGAGUGAGAGUGACGACAAUGUACCCGCCCCACCUGACGUAGACGUGCUGCAAUCGGCACCGAGAGGGAUGGUACAACGGCCCAAACCUGUCAAAUCUCUCGUGCGUUGUCGCCUCUUCUCAACAGGACGAAUCGUUCGGUUACUGAACGAGCUUGAGCAAAAUGCACAGGACCCGGACCUCGAGUCGGAACCACUCGCCAAAAUCAUCGUUAUUCACCCGGGAUCAUCCUAUCUCCGCAUCGGCAGAGCGUCCGAUGCGUUUCCUCUGACCGUCCCAAACGUCAUUGCUCGGCGCACUCGCCCUGAAAGUACACCUCGCAAACCUCACCGGCCUUCGGUUGUGCCCACCUUUGACUCGAUCAAAUCCACCUCGAAUCGCCCGAGCAACAACAACGAUGACGACGAUGAAGAUGAAGAUGAUGAAGUUGAUGAACUCGACGAAGGCGCUGCAGCUACCGAUGCGGAUGCACUCGACCCCUUGUCGGCCAAGAUUGCAUCGGUCCGAACGACGUUGAGAGCGAGGAUGCGAGCCUACAAGCUGCGCGGCCAAGGCAAUGGGAAUCGGCAAGCGAGCGACUACAAUCGGACCGUGAAACCUGAAAACACGGACGAGUUUAACGACCCGGAUGAGAUCGAGUGGACUGAUGUUGGACAGGAGGACGUUUUUGUGGGGGUAAAGGUGAGUUUUGCGGCGAGGGGCAUGGGUGCUGAUGCAUGCGAUGCAAGAAUGGUGUUGACUAUUAUCUUUCGUGCGUCAGGCCCUCAGAAUAGCUGAUCCCGACGCCGCUGGGUUCGUGCUACGGAGACCAUUCGAUCGAGGGCAGUUCAACACGAACGGCUACGUCUCUUCGCAAGAGCUGCUGAGCGACAUCGAGACCAUCUGGCUCAAGACUCUCGAGGACGAGCUUCAGAUUACGAGGAGUGAACUCAAGGUAGCCCAUGCUUGAAACCUAGCGCUGGUAUGCCACUUGUCUGAUCCGUUCAUGCAUCGUAACUUCCACAGGACUAUUCAUGCAUCCUCCUUAUCCCCGAUCUGUACGACCAAGUCUACGUGCGCGAGAUGACAGAACUGAUUCUGCAUGCGAUUGGCUUCAAGCAAGUCAUACUGCAGCAAGAGAGCGUCUGCGCGACUUUCGGGGCGGGGAUUUCGACGGCUUGCGUGGUCGACAUUGGGUCCAAGGUCACGACCAUCACUUGCGUGGAAGAGGGGUUGGCUUCGCCCGAGAGCAGGUAGGCGCGCUUGCUCGAUCGAACUCGAGAGGCCUUUACUCAUCUCCUCGAAUUCCUUCUGGAUUGGGCAUAGACUCGUUCUGGACUUUGGUGGCGACGACAUCACCGCAUUCCUCUAUACAUUGCUCGUCCGACUCAACUUUCCCUAUCGGGACGCAGACCUGUCGAGAUGGUACGACUGGAAGGUGUUGGAAGACCUCAAGGAGCGCAUGGUCGUCUUAGGAGAGGUGAGUUCAGGUAUCAACCUUGUUGGAUCCUCGAGAUCGUGGGCUCUCACCGAUUUGUUUCGCAUCUUAGGGUGAUGUCGGCUUGAACCUGUACGACUUUUUCGUGCGAACGCCCGGGAAGCCGACGAGGAAAUACUCGAUGCGAUCAUAUGACGAAUCUAUUCUUGCGCCAUAUGUGAGUGGGCACACGCUUCGUGUUGAUCUCUGGCCUCUUGCUGAAUUGGUUCCUGCAUACCACAGGCUCUCUUCGCUCCGCGAGUGAUCGAUUUUGACAACAAGGUGCUGCCGCAGACGCCGCUAUGGGCCAAGGGCGUCGAUGACAACGUCGACAUCGGCAGUCAAGCCAUUGUGAGUAAUUCGAUUGUAACCAAGCUUGGCUUCUGAACACAAGCGAUUGACGCGCUCUCCGUACCUUCAGACUCAAGCGAUGAAGAACAGCACUCGUCAUUUGCGCCACGCAGCGCCGAUGGCAGUUGCGGCGACCGUGCCGAAGGAAGAUGGUGGCGAAGGCACAAUGGAGUCUCCGCUUUGUGUCGAUGCAUCGCAGUUACCUUUGAAUGCUGCUUCCCCCAAUGGCACAGAGCCGUCCGCUGCGGCUACCCCCGCACCACCACCACCACCGACGACGUCGCUGGUCCUCAAAACUAAAGAGCCUAAAAUCGAUGCGCGCUUGGAAUCGGGCAAGAUCCCCCUCGAUGUCGCGAUCGUCGAAUCGAUCCUCGCGACUGGGGCUGAGGACAGGAUCAAGAAGCUUAGUAACAAUGUGCUGCUGUGCGGUGGGACGAGCAUGAUUCACAAUAUCGGGUUCGCCGUCGAGUCCCGGUGAGUUGGGAAUGAAGUGCUAUUGAAAGCUGGCACGUCCAGGCUUCCUGACCAGCCGACAUCAACAUUUCGCUCCUCAGCAUUGCUGGACAAUUGGUGCGCGUCAUGCCUUCGCUUGCCGGACAAGUCGUGGUCGUCCCCCCGCCUCAGGAGAUCGACUCCAAGAUUAUGAGCUGGAAGGGCGUGGCGAUGCUGGGCAAGCUCGAGUGCGCGAACGAGAUGUGGGUCAGGCAGGACGAGUGGGAGCGAGCAGGGAUGCGGGCUGUCAGGGAGAGAUUGUUUUACUUUGCUUGA
Microbotryum saponariae is the source of this 3090-nucleotide messenger RNA. Lineage: Eukaryota; Fungi; Basidiomycota; Microbotryomycetes; Microbotryales; Microbotryaceae. The record is from the annotation of a GenBank genome assembly.